Molecule: messenger RNA, 7449 nt
Organism: Culicoides brevitarsis
Lineage: Eukaryota; Metazoa; Arthropoda; Insecta; Diptera; Ceratopogonidae
Product: probable chitinase 10
Biological process (GO): chitin catabolic process; carbohydrate metabolic process
Cellular component (GO): extracellular region
Molecular function (GO): chitin binding; chitinase activity
Source: RefSeq, a predicted model, not a curated record
AUGGAUGACCAAGAAUAUUGGCACGUCGGUCGCAUGAAGCGUCGUUUGAAUAAGCGUGACAUGAUGCACGUGCCAAUAUUCGCUGUGUGUCUCUUCGCCCUCGCACACGGCAGGAGUAUCGAGGAGCCGCCACGUCAAACCUUCGUACGUAGUGCCAUCGAAAGUAACCCCUGGGACGAGACAAAAUGGGAAACGUCGCAAAAGCAAAAUUACAAGGCGCUACUCACGUCAAUUGGAGAGGAAUCGUUGCCAUUGCGAACGGCAGUCGAGGAAGUGCCAUUUAUCCCGUUCACGAGUCGCGUGCCGUUACGUGAUGCCGUCGAAUAUCGUCCCGAGCAAUAUCGCGUGCACAACGACGACGAUGACGGUGAACAGUACGAACAUCGCCGCAAGGCUCGUCAAAGUUUCAGCAUCGCAAAUCCCUUUGCCGCCUACGUUAUGACAUCGACCGAGGCGAAUUCGAAUGACGCCCCUCCUUACAGAGCUGACAAUCCGUUCCAGCAACUCGUCGAUAAGCAAACUUACUAUUUUUCGCGCAUCAAGGAGAUGCCCGGGAUACGAGAGGAUGUUGUCUGGAGCGAUAAUGUCCAUAUCGAGAGUCAAGUGGAGAGACGCGACGAGUUGAAGAAAAAUAAGGACUACAAAGUUUUUUGUCACAUGACAAAUUGGGCCUUUUAUCGGCAGGGACAAGGCAAAUUUGCACCGGAAAAUCUCGAUACGAAGCUGUGCUCACAUAUUUUAUAUUCGUUUGCGACGCUCGAGCCAAAUUCCCUGCAGAUAAAAGAAUUCGAUCCAUGGGGCGAUAUAGAAAAUGAGUUGUACAAACGAACAAUCAAUUUAGACACUAGUGUGCCCGUUCUUAUCUCGCUGGGUGGCUGGACAGACUCGACAGGCGACAAAUACUCAAAAUUAGUCGGAAAUCCUACGUCGAGGAAAAAGUUUAUCAUUCAUGCUGUCGAGUUUUGCAAGCGUUACGGAUUUUCUGGCUUGCAUUUCGAUUGGAAUUAUCCCGUAUGCUGGCAAAGCAACUGCAAAAAGGGACCAUCCAAGGAUAAAAAUAACUUUGCAACGUUCAUUGAGGAACUCAGUGAUGAAUUUUAUCAGGAAAAUCUUCUGUUAUCCGUUGCUCUUUCGGGUUACAAAGAAGUUAUUCAAGUAGCUUAUGACCUGCCACGCUUAUCGGAAGCUGCCGACUUCUUAGUUGUCAUGUCUUACGAUUAUCAUGGUUCGUGGGAGACGGAAACUGGUCAUAUUGCUCCCUUGGAAGCGCGUCCAAGUGACAAAUAUCCGCAAUAUAACAUCGAUUACACGAUCAAAAUGUUGAUUAAUGGCGGAGUUGAUCCCGAAAAACUUAUCAUGGGUGUUCCUUUCUACGGACAGACAUUCACUCUCAGUCAAAGUCAUAGUUCGGUGAAGGGUGAAGGUACUCCAGCAUCGGGAAGUGGUCAUGCAGGUCCUCAUACUAAACAACCUGGCAUGUUGGCGUAUUCUGAAAUCUGUAGUAAUGUCAGGAACAGUAAUUGGAAAACCGGAAGAGAUCCAAGUGGAAAAUCAGGUCCUUAUGCCAUGAAAGACAAUCAAUGGGUCAGUUACGAUGACCAAGACUAUCUCGUUGUCAAAUGCAAAUACGUGAUGAAAUCCGGACUUGCUGGAGUUGCUGCAUGGACUGUUGACUUGGAUGACUUCCAUAAUAAUUGUUGUCAAGGUCAAUAUCCGUUGUUGAAGGCGAUAAAUCGUGCUCUUGGUCGUGUAAUGACGCCUGCUGUCAUGAACGAUUGCACAAAACCAAAAGAUCCCGUUACUCCAGUGCCACCAGUUAUGAGUCCGCCAGUUGAAAAUGGCGAAUGGCGUCCCCCAUCAACCCAAAGUUCGACAUCUUGGUGGUCUCCAACAACGACGAGAUCGACUACGCGAUCAACUACGACGACAACAACAACAACUACGAGACGACCAACGACAACGAAGCAGAAAACAACUACGACAAGUACGACUACAAGACGUCCCGUUACUACCACGACAACGAGACGCACAACAACUUAUCGGCCAACGACGGAACAACCACAAGAUGCUGAAGUUAUUCCACCACCAUCGAUCGUUGCUCCAUCGGGAAGCGAUGGACAAGCAUGUGACGCGUCAAUGGACUUUUCAGCUGAUGCCACGAAUUGUAAUGCUUAUCACCGUUGUGUCAGUGGCGUUCUUCAGACAAGCUAUUGUCCGGGAGGUUUGUUGUGGAAUAACGCUCAAAAGAGUUGCGAUUGGCCAGCAAAUGUUCAAUGUAAGGAUCCUGCUACGAUUGACAGUAACGAUGAACAAAUCAAACCAGAUGAAGAAUACGAUUCUGAAGAAGAUGAGGAAGAAGUUACUCCAUCAACGACAACAACCACUACUCGUCGUACUACUCGUCGCACAAAACGUCCUACAAAGACUACCAAACCAAGCACUUUCGCUGAUCCACCAUCAACAACAACCACGACAACUACGACUCCAAGAACAACUACCACAAGACGAACAACUCGCAGAACUACAACUACAACAACAACUCAAGCUCCAACAACAACUCGUCGCACAACAACUGCCGCUGCAAUUGCUUCAAGUUCAACUAAACCUCCACGUCGCAAGUGCGAAUCUGGAAACCGUUAUCCGCACAGAGAUUGUUCCAAAUUCUACGUUUGUGUCAAUGGUAAGAAGGUGGCUCAAAGUUGCCCGCCAGGCUAUCAAUGGAGUCAAAAGAUGCAAAUGUGCGAUUUGGAGAAAAAUGUUCGUUGCGUCUCCAAAUUGAAGCUUGUGAUGCGUGACAUGUACUAUCAAAGACUGGAAAUUGAUGACGUUUGCGAUGGAACGGAGUUCUUGAAAUAUUGGGCAAGUUGCACGUCGUACUUGCAAUGCGAUCAUGGACAGAUAAUUGAACGUGAUUGCCCGAAUGGCUUGGAAUGGAAUGACGCCCAAAAGACAUGCGAUUGGCCCGCAAAUGCCAACUGUCAGAAGGAUAAGGAACCAGAAACUCCCGUUUGGGAUGGAAAUAAUGAAUUGGAACCACGUCCGACGAGACCAACAACUACGACGACGACAACUACGCCACGUCCCGUUAUGGAGCCAUUCUCUGGCGAUUAUAAAUUGGUGUGCUAUUUCACCAAUUGGGCAUGGUACCGUCGAGGCGUUGGAAAAUACACUCCCGAUCACAUCGACACCGAUUUAUGUACUCACGUCGUUUAUGGCUUUGCUGUUUUGGACUACAGCAAGUUGACUAUCCGUACUCACGACUCAUGGGCUGAUAUUGACAACAAAUUCUACACUCGAGUAACUGAACUGAAAAACAAGGGAGUAAAAGUCUCGUUGGCUCUCGGUGGAUGGAACGACUCAUUGGGUGACAAAUACAGUCGAUUAGUUCGUAGUGCCGAAGCCCGUGCUCGUUUUGUGCAACACGCAAUGGAAUUUAUGGAAAAAUACGGCUUCGAAGGUCUCGAUCUCGAUUGGGAAUAUCCCGUUUGUUGGCAAGUCGACUGCAAAAAAGGUUUCCCCGAUGAAAAAGAUGGAUUUACUGCUCUCGUUCGUGAGCUCUCGGAAGCCUUUAAACCACGCGGAUAUCUUUUGUCGUCCGCUGUGUCUCCCAGUAAGAAAGUUAUUGAUGCCGGAUACGAUGUUCCUCAACUUUCCAAAUACUUUGAUUGGAUUGCUGUCAUGUGCUACGAUUAUCAUGGGCAAUGGGACAAGAAAACGGGUCACGUAGCUCCGCUUUACUACCAUCCCGAAGACGAAAUCGAUUAUUUCAACACAAACUUCACCAUGAAUUACUGGAUCGAACUUGGAGCGCCACGAUCGAAACUCGUCAUGGGCAUGCCGUUGUAUGGUCAAUCCUUCCAACUGGAAAAUCAAGCGAAUAACGGAUUAAAUGCUCGUGCACCGGGACCUGGACAACAAGGAGAAUUCACGAGAGCCGCUGGUUUCUUGGCUUAUUACGAAAUUUGCGAUCGUAUCAAGAACAAGGCAUGGACUGUUGUACGUGAUCCCGAGGGCCGCAUGGGACCUUAUGCCUACAAGGGAAAUCAAUGGGUAUCGUUUGACGAUCAAGACACCUUGAGACGCAAAUCACAUUAUAUCCGUAAAAUGGGACUCGCAGGAGGCAUGAUUUGGGCUUUGGAUUUGGAUGAUUUCAAAAAUCGUUGCGGCGAGGGACACCAUCCGUUAUUGCGAACAAUCAGAGAUGUUCUUGCCAAACCAAAACAAGAUUUUGAGGAAAUUCUUGUUACUCCGUCAACGACGACCUCAACGACUGUCAGCACAACGAAAAAACGUCGUAAAAAGACUAAAAAGCCAACAACGACCACUACAACAACAACAACUACCGUUAGCACAACAACUGCUCUGCAAGACGAGUUCGAAGGAGAAGAAGAAAUUGAAGAGCCACAAGGAGAACAUUUGGAAACGUUUGACGAAACAGCAGAAAUCAGUGGUGGAGACACAGCUGAAGUUGACAACUUUAUCGAUGACUACGACGAAGAGUCAAGUAAUGAAAAUCUCGACUUUAAAGUUGUUUGUUACUUCACAAAUUGGGCUUGGUACCGUCAAGAAGGCGGAAAAUAUCUCCCCGAAGACAUUGAUUCCGACCUUUGUACGCACAUCGUCUAUGGUUUUGCUGUUCUCGAUCGCGAUAGUCUCACAAUCAAGACACACGAUUCAUGGGCCGACUUGGAUAACGAAUUUUACUCGAGAGUUGUGGCACACAAACAAAAAGGCACUAAAGUCACCGUUGCCAUUGGUGGCUGGAAUGACUCUGCUGGCGAUAAAUACAGUAGAUUAGUGCGCGAUGCUGCUGCUCGAGCUCGUUUUGUGCGACACGUCUUGCAAUUCAUCGAACGUUACGACUUUGACGGUUUGGAUCUCGACUGGGAGUAUCCCGUUUGCUGGCAAGUCGACUGCAAGAAGGGAUAUGAAGACGAAAAGGAAGCUUUCACUGCCUUAGUUCGUGAAUUAUCAGCUGAAUUCAAACCAAAAGGUCUUUUAUUGUCGACCGCAGUGUCUCCUAGCAAGAAAGUAAUUGAUGCGGGAUACGAAGUUGCUGAACUCGCCAAAUACUUUGACUGGAUCGCGGUUAUGACAUACGAUUUCCAUGGACAAUGGGAUAAGAAAACGGGACAUGUGGCUCCGAUGUACGAGCAUCCCGAUGAUUUUGACAAGACCUUCAAUGCCAACUUCUCCAUUAACUACUGGAUUCAAGAAGGAGCUCCGCCACGCAAAAUUGUCAUGGGUAUCCCAAUGUACGGUCAAUCAUUCUCUUUGGCUGACAAAAAUAAGAACGGAUUAAACUCGCAAACGUAUGGCGGUGGCGAAGCUGGACCAGCAACCCGCUCCAGAGGAUUCUUGUCGUACUAUGAAAUUUGCAGAAAUAUUCGCGAAAAGAAUUGGAAGGUUGUGAGAGAUUUGCAAGGCAGAAUGGGUCCAUAUGCAUAUUUGCGAGAUCAAUGGGUGUCUUUCGAUGAUAUUCCAAUGGUGCAACACAAGAGUGAAUACGUCAAAGCAAUGGGACUUGGCGGUGCUAUGAUCUGGGCUCUCGAUCUCGAUGACUUUAGAAAUGUUUGUGAUUGCGAAGAAUAUCCUUUGUUGAAGACAAUCAACAGAGCUUUGAGAAAUUAUCCACAACGGAAGGAACAAUGUUCAUUAGAACCUGUGAAAGUUGAGAAACCAGUUUUUGCUGAUGAGCCAAUGAAACCAACAUCAACAAUGAGACCCUCACGGAAACCUUCUCGUAAACCAUCAACGACUACAAUGAUGGAAGAACCAAUGAGCAGCGUCGAAAGUGGCGAAAAUACCACUCCACGACCAAUGGGAUUGCCAGGAAAUUUCAAACCACAUCCGACCGAUUGUAACAAAUAUUUGCAAUGUCGCUACGGUAAAUACGAGGAAAGAGCUUGCGGAAACACACUUCACUGGAAUAGACAACAAAAUUAUUGUGACUGGCCGUUGUUAGCGGGAUGCAAACCGGGAUCUGGAUCAGUUGACCAUCAAGGCGGUGCCUAUGAUGACGAAGUAAAUGUUGUGGAAGACACUUUCAAGCCGACAUCGACACCAAUGACUUCGACAACUCGUAAACGUCGUAAGAAGACACGAACAACUACAACGACAACCACUCCAAUGCCCGCUUAUGAAGACUCAAAUGAAAUUGAACAUGAUGAGGAAGCCGAUGUUGAAGUACAAAAACCGGUAACGAAACCUUCGACAACAACGUCAACUCGAAAACCGUCUCGGAAGCCCACAAAGACCAAGAAACCAACGAAACCUCCGACUUAUGUUCCGGUGACGUCAAACGAUGAGUUUAAAGUUGUUUGUUAUUUCACUAAUUGGGCAUGGUACAGACCUGGAGCUGGCAAAUAUAUUCCCGAUGACAUCGAUAGCGAUCUUUGUACCCAUGUCGUUUAUGGCUUUGCAGUUCUCAAUGGCGAGACACUCACCAUUAAAACGCACGAUUCCUGGGCUGACAUCGACAAUAAGUUCUACACGCGCGUAUCCGACUUGAAAGCAAAGGGUAUCAAAGUCACUUUGGCACUCGGUGGAUGGAACGACUCCUUGGGCGACAAAUACAGUCGUUUGGUACGCAAUCCAAGUGCUCGUCGUCGUUUUGUGGAGCACGCUGUCGAAUUCGUUGAGAAAUAUGGAUUCCAGGGAUUGGAUCUUGAUUGGGAGUAUCCCGUUUGCUGGCAAGUUGACUGCAAAAAAGGAAAGGCUGACGAAAAGGAAGGUUUCGCUGCUUUAGUUGCUGAAUUAUCGGCUGAGUUUAAACCACGUGGCUUGUUAUUGUCAUCCGCUGUGUCUCCUAGCAAGAUGGUCAUCGAUGCUGGUUAUGACAUACCAUCGUUGGCUCAAAACUUUGACUGGAUCGCCGUCAUGACAUACGAUUUCCAUGGACAUUGGGAUAAAAAGACGGGACAUGUUGCUCCAUUGUACGAACAUCCCGAAGACGAGAAUAAAUUCUUCAACGGCAACUUCUCCAUUCAUUAUUGGAUCGAAAAAGGAUGUCCCCCAAGCAAAUUGGUCAUGGGAGUGCCAAUGUACGGACAAUCCUUCGGACUUGCUGAUCAAUCGAACAACGGACUCAAUGCGAAAACGUAUGGACCAGGAGAUGCUGGACAAUUUACGCGUGCCGGCGGAUUUUUGGCUUUCUAUGAAAUUUGUUCGAAGAUCAAUGCUGGAGGAUGGACCAUUGUAAGAGAUCCCGAAGGCAGAAUGGGACCAUAUGCUUACCGCGGUGCUCAAUGGGUUUCGUAUGACGAUGUCGAAGACGUUAAACGUAAGGCACAAUUUAUGCGAGACAUGAAACUUGGCGGUGGCAUGAUCUGGGCUUUAGAUUUGGAUGACUUCCGGGGCACGUGUGGAUGUGGAAAACAUCCCUUGUUGAAGGUAUUGAAUGCUGGACUUGGACGUGGUAUUGCAUCGCGCACAACGGAUUGUACUUAA